AUGAUAGAGAGGAAGUGGCGGGGGAUACUUGGGGUUGUUCAAGCACCGAACUUUGGGAAAUAUUUGGGCCUCCCCUCAUUUAUAGGGAGGAAUAAGAAGGCAGCUUUUUCGUAUAUUGAGGAUAAGAUAAGGCAGAGAAUCCUUUCUUGGAAUAAAAAAUUGCUAUCGCAAGCUGGUAAGGAGGUCUUAUUGAAAAGUGUGGCUCAGGCAAUGCCUACUUUCUCAAUGAGUGUCUUUUUACUACCUAUGGGAGUCUGCUCAGCUAUUGAGCGAGUCAUGAACCGAUAUUGGUGGGGAGCUGGGAAUGAGCGUGGAAUUCAUUGGAAGGCCUGGGACAAGUUGUGUAUACCAAAGAAGUAUGGUGGUCUGGGCUUUAAAGAACUACAUGCGUUUAAUAUAGCAAUGCUGGGAAAACAGGCGUGGCGGUUUUUAACCAAACCUGAAUCAUUGGUCUCGCGAGUCUACAAAGCGAGGUAUUAUCCACAGGGGACCUUUUAUGAUGCCAAAAUAGGAAAUAAUCCCAGUUUCUGUUGGCGUAGUAUAAUGGCAGCUCAGAGUAUGGUUUGUGGUGGAAUCAGGCGCAGAAUUGGGAAUGGAAUGACAACCCUCAUCUGGGACCACCCAUGGAUGCAGGAUGAACAUGACUCAAUGAUUCAUACAGAAAAGCCAGCAUAUCUGAAUAAUGCAGUGGUGAUGGGAUUAAUUGAUAGUGAGACACAGACCUGGGAUCCGGAUAUAUUGGCAGAUAUUUUUAAUCCUACGGAUGUGGAUAGGAUAAAAAAGAUCCCAAUAUCUCCAGAUUGUGAAGAUAUGUGGUAUUGGUAUGAUGAUCAGGGAGACACUAACCAAAUUGUUCACGCAGCUGCUAUCUUAUACCACAUUUGGAGAGCCAGAAACGGAGCGGUAUGGGAUGCAUGUCUACCGCGACCACGGAAGGUGUUAGCCGUGGCCAGAGCCACCACACUUGCAUGGCAGCGGGUCCACCCCACCCACCGCCGAGUCAUUCGUCACGCUGCCGCGCAAGGCCAUGUUACUGCCACUGCCGUGGCACGGCAGCAGCGGCAACACGCCACUGCCGACGCACAGGGACCGCCGGACGAACCUGCCCACGCGGUGUUGCCGACGGAAGAUGCCGAGUCCGCCCGCAGAUGCUAUGUCGAUGCCGGUUUUAUGCCUGCUACAGGAAAGGUUACGGUUGGUGCGAUUUUGUUCAACGAAGAAGGAGAAUAUGUAUCGGAUUUCAGUGCGCCCUUAUCAAAUUGUCUUACACCGCUUAUGGCUGAGACAAUAGCAUGUAAGGAAGCCUUAUCUUGGCUAUGGAAUCGCGGGGAACGAUCAGUACGCUUGCUUACAGAUUACUUGACCCUACAACAAUAUUUGACAAGUCGAGUUGACACGAUACGGACAUACGUAGGCUAUGCCAUUGAUGCUUAUAGAGCACGCAUUACUUCUUUUGAUUACUGCUCAGUUAAUUUUAUUCCUAGAUCAGAGAACUAUUUAGCUCAUAGAUUAGCAACUUCUGCUUUUAAUUCUUCUACAGUCAUGUAUUCGGACGAUGUCCCUCCAGACUCUAUUUCUGAGUACUUCUAA
This is a messenger RNA of Ipomoea nil (Japanese morning glory), 1590 nucleotides long. RefSeq lists its product as uncharacterized. NCBI's taxonomy places the organism in Eukaryota, Viridiplantae, Streptophyta, Magnoliopsida, Solanales, Convolvulaceae. The record is from RefSeq and is a predicted model, not a curated record. Bases 1 to 1590 code for a protein of 529 amino acids. Gene Ontology annotation, molecular function: RNA-DNA hybrid ribonuclease activity; nucleic acid binding. The transcript has 2 exons.